Drosophila hydei is the source of this 4228-nucleotide messenger RNA. It is a transcript of the gene Oseg6, whose product is annotated as WD repeat-containing protein 19. Gene Ontology annotation, molecular function: protein binding. Gene Ontology annotation, cellular component: cilium; intraciliary transport particle A. Gene Ontology annotation, biological process: intraciliary retrograde transport; cilium assembly. Lineage: Eukaryota; Metazoa; Arthropoda; Insecta; Diptera; Drosophilidae. The coding region runs from base 1 to 4113 and encodes 1370 amino acids. The record is from RefSeq and is a predicted model, not a curated record. The transcript has 9 exons.
AUGUCGUUUGAGAAGAUAUUGUACAAAUAUGAUGAGCCUCACGGCAUCGGCGACGUCUACUUUAUUUGGCAAAAGAGUGCCGGCGCUUUGCUGGCCACAACGGGCACCGAUGGCUCCGUAGCUCUAUACAAUCGCCAAGGCCAGCUAGUGCAGCGCAUUAUAUUAGCCGGUUUGUGCUCUGGUUUUGCGUGGGAUUCCGAAGGAGAUCUAUUGGGGAUCAUUACCAGCAGCUCACCGAAUAUCACUCUUUGGGAUUAUACGACACAACAAAAGCUGACUGUAGAAUCUGGACUACGUGAUCCCCUCACCUGCAUAUUGUGGUCCAAGCAGCAGCAGAUUUUAGCUGUAGGUACUGGGCGUGGAAAUUUAUCUAUUUACAAUCAUCGCAGUGGAAAGCGAACCCCGGUUAUUGGCAAGCACAACAAGCGUAUAACGUGCGGCGCCUGGUCAGCACAAAAUCUGCUUGCCCUCGGCUCAGAUGACAAAAGUUUCUCCCUGAGCAGUGAGGAUGGCGAUACGGUGCGCAUUGUCCAGCUGCGCGAUGCACCCUCCGAUAUGUAUUUUGCAGAGAUGGCGAAUGAUGAGCGUAUAGCCGGUGAUAAUGCUAUAAGCAUGAUAAUUGGCAAACGAACGCUGUUCCUGUACUAUCUGCCGGAGCCUGAGAACCCAACAGAACUCGGUUUUCAGAGUCGCUAUGGUUCGCUAUUGCAGCACAAAUGGUUUGGAGAUGGCUAUAUACUGCUGGGAUUUUCCAAUGGCCAUGUAGUGGCCAUUUCGACACAUCCCAAGGACGUGGGCCAAGAGCUGUGGCAAGUGCGCAAUCACAAAGAUACUCUCACUGGCUUGGCCUAUUGUCCAUCUCUAGAUAUUGUUGCCUCCUGUGGCGAUGACAACAUCAAGAUCCACUCGAUAACUAAUCUGCAGGAAACGGAACGCAUUAUUACAGUACCGGAUCAUGCGAGCGUGCAAAUGAUUGAUUGGUCACCAGAUGGACAGCUCCUAGCGGUCACCACCAGUGGAGGGACAGUCUACACCUAUGUAACCAAAUUGCCUCACAUGUUUUCAGUAUCGGCUCCACGUCUGGUCAUGUUGAGCAGCCUGGCGGAAGUUUCUAUCUAUGUCUAUGCACCAGAUAAAUCAAAAACAGUGCCUUUUCGGCUGCCUUUGGAAACGGAGCCUUCAUUUCUGGCCAUUGGUCCCUAUAAUUUUGCUGCUGGCCUGGAUAAACAUGUCUGGUUCUAUGAUCUGGGCAAAAGCUUGGGCGAUGAGCCACGGCCUCUCAGCGAACGAGAUUUGCCUAAUGAUGUUGUCGCUAUGAAAUUGAAUGCGGAUUACUGCGCUGCUUUGUGCCCACCACAGCUGAUACUUCAAGCAAUUGCAGCGGAUAAUCCCAAUUGUAAAGAUAAGCUGCAGGCGUGCUUUCCCAGUGCACUUCCCUCCUCCCUACCCAGCGAUGCGGUCAUCACAUGCUUUGCACUCAGUCAGGAACUACUCAUCUUUGCAACAGACAUCGGUCAUCUGGUGUUUUACUCGCUGGAAAAGUGGGAUACGUGUACUAUCUAUCGUCACAGUAAUGGCAUACGUCAACUUUAUACAGAUGUCGAAGGCACUAAAACGAUUUUCAUCGAUGAACAUGGACAGGGCUUUGUCUAUUUGCCUGCUUUAGAUCAGGAGGCUCUACUCAUUGCGGAGCUGCCCAAACAGUGUUUGGGAUGUUUGUGGGACUUAACACAAUCCAAUAUUUUUAUAAGCUACGAUUCUCGUCUUGUUUAUACGCAUGUUUUUACACGACAUUCGGUACGUGGCAGAUACAGUCAAAGAUUGGGUGAAUCGAAGCUAAAUCCUGGUCAAGUGCCUUUGCUGGUCUGUGCGGGUGAAAUGGCUUUGCACAUCGAUGGUGGACAGUAUGCAACCCAAUGCUUGAGCACACAUGUCAUCAAUCCCACAAAUAGUCAAUCGGAUAAUUUGCUGUUGUUGCUGAAGCUUAAGAAAUAUGAUGAGGCCUACAAGCUGUGCGAGCAGAUGCAAUUGGACAGCGCGUGGCGACAAUUUGGCGAACAUGCCAUUGCGGAUCUAGAGCCGGAAAUGGCUCUGCGCGCGUAUCGCCAAUUAGGCGAUGCUGCUUUAGUCAAUGCGCUGGACGAGCUGGUCUAUGUAGAGGAUUUGCACAUGUUGUGCGGCUGCUGCUGCAUGCUUCUAGCUCAAUACGAUCAGGCUAAGGAGUAUUUGUUGAAAGGAGUGUACACACGUGCCGCUCUGGAUCUUAGCAGGGACUUACUGCAAUGGGAUCAGGCGCUGCUAUUGGCUCACAAAUAUGAACCAAAUGAGGUGCCUUUCAUAGCACGGGAGUAUGCCCAACAGUUGGAAUUUACUGGCAACUAUGCGGACGCUCUGUAUCAUUAUGAGAAGGGCUACAAGGAGGAUUUGAUCAACAACGAAGAUUCAGAGCCACCAACUUUGCUGCACAGCACACCGGAAUACGAGGAGCAUGUGCGUCUAUGCAAAAUGGGCAUUGCACGCACCUCCAUACGUGCGGGUGAUUUUCGACGUGGCAUUCAAUAUGCUGUGGAGCUGCAGGACAAGCAGCUGCUCUUCGACUGCGCCGAGCUGCUGGCCACUGUGGGUCACCUCACAGAGGCGGCAGGUCUUUACGAACGCGGCGGCUACUACGACGAGGCGUGCGGGCAUUAUAUCUCUCUUAAGAUGUGGCACAAGGCUAACAAUAUAUUGGGCCAUGUGAAAAGCAGCAAAUUGCAUGCAGCCUAUGCCAAGGCCAAGGAAUCGGACGGGCAGUUUGAGCAAGCUAUAAACAGCUAUCGUAUUGCCGGGGAUUUGGAUGCCUGCGUUCGAAUCUAUCUAGAUCAUCUGUGUGAUCCUCAUGCUGCCUCUGAAAUAGUCCUCGAAUCGCGCUCAAUGGAUGCAGCUAAGAUGCUGGCCAAGUUCUAUCAGAAAAUUAACGAUAUUGAGCAGGCUCUACAGUUUCUCGUCAUAUGCGGCUGCGUGGAGGAGGCUUUUGCUCUAGCUCAGCGUCAUAACAAGCUGCGUCGCCAUGGCGAGCUUUUGGAACGUUAUGAAAAUGCAAAGUCCGCAGAUUAUCUGGCACUGGCUCAUUAUUUUGAGAGUGAGAAAUACACGCUGUUAGCGGGAAAAUAUUAUUUUCUGGCCAGGGAAUUUACCAAGGCACUUCGUUUCCUCCUCAAGGCCUCUGCGUUUAGUAAUGAAGAGUCGCAGGCUCUAUCGUUGGCCAUUGAUUGCGUGGCCACCUCUAAUAAUGAACAGCUUGCCACGCAGCUAAUUGAAUUUCUGUUAGGUGAACUCGAUGGUGUACCUAAGGAUCCACGUUAUCUGUUCCGUUUGUAUAUGGCACGCAAGCACUACAAGGAUGCAGCUAAGACAGCAGUUAUUAUAGCCAAUCAAGAGCAACUUUCGGGCAAUUACAAAUCAGCAAGAGACUUACUUUACUCCAUGUACCAGGAGCUGCGUCGCAAUAAUCUCUCUGUGACCGCUGAAAUGCGACACAAUUUGAUAUUGCUGCAUCGUUAUACGCUGGUGCGCAUACAUGUCAAGCUAGGCAAUCAUUUGCUAGCCGCCAAACUGCUCGUCCAGGUAGCCGCAUGCAUCUCACAAUUUCCAGAACAUAUUGUGCCCAUACUCACUUCGACUGUUAUUGAAUGCCAUCGUGCUGGCCUAAAGAAAUCGGCUUUUACCUAUGCCUCCAUGCUCAUGCGUCCAGAUUAUCGCAAUCAACUGGAUGGGCGUUAUAUUAAGAAAAUAGAGUCGAUUGUCCGCAAAGCACCGAAAGGCAUCAAACAGCUACGCGAUGAGAUCGAUGACGAGACAAUGGAAUGUCCCAUCUGCGACGCCAAUUUGGCCAAUAUGGAAGUCACCUGCUACAGCUGCAAGACAACGUUACCCAUUUGCAUCGCAACGGGGCAGCACAUCAUUAAAACUCAAAUGACAUCCUGUCCCCAAUGCGAUUUUCUAUGUUUUCGCGGAGAAAUGGAGAACAUUCUGUCGGAAAAUGGAGAUUGUCCUAUGUGUGGCGAGCAUGUGGCUCCUGAGCAGCUCUUGGACGUGGAGGAUAUACGUCCCUACAUACUUGCUGCCACCUAGAAUAUACAUCAUUUAGUACUUAAUACUGAUAGACUGCACAGAACACCAAAUAAUAUUAUAUAAGUUAUUUAGGGCAUUUCAUAACAUGCUGCGUAGCACCAAUUACACCCGAAUA